CUUAAUUCAAAAUGGCUGCUCAUGGAAGUCAACCUGUAGGGUAAAACUUGGAAAAUAGUGACUUCACAGGAUGCUUUACAAAUAAGAAAAAAACUGUGGUUCAUAAAGAUGGAUAGUGAAGACCCUGUUGUUCGUCCUAAGACUGGCCAGAAUGGGCGACCAUACAGUGUGUCGAAGGAUGAGGCAUAUGCACGCAUGUUACAAAGGGAAGAAGAUUCAUUAGCGAUAACAUCAGAUGAAGAUUUUGCAAGGCAACUCCAGGAUGAGCUGAACAUGGAAGAGCGAAGAAAGUUACGCGAAUCAGUGUCCAAUCGACCAGCGAUGAGGGCAAUGACCCCAAUAACACAGCUGUUCAGCUCUCUUGUCGGCACUAGAUGGAACACAGGCAUGGAUGAGGACAGUGACAACGAAAACAAUUCAGAGGAGAAUGACAACAGUGAUUCUGAUUCUACCAUAUCUGGUGCUACAGCGUCCACCACUAGUACCAACAGCACUGCGACCACGGCAAGAAGUUCAGAUCGCCGGGGAUCAAAUACAGCCACAUCACCGAGGUCGGGUGCCACUGCCAGAGGACGGAAUCGAGGUACCACUCGGUCAACAAGAGGCUUACAUGGAAUGCGACCAACAGAGACAGCAGUUACCGAGAGGCCAAUUGCAGGAUCAUCAAGAGGACGGGGAACAAAUCGUGGGACAAGUAGGGGUCGACGUGGUCAAGCAACAAGUAGAGGGGCCACAGCAUCUAGUAGAGGUAGUAGAAGUACCCAAGGGACCAGUACAGAAAAUGAAUCAACAGAAACUAGAAUCACUGGAAAUAGAAGGUCUAUACCAAAUAGCAUGGAACCUACAGCUCCCCCAUUGUCACUUGCCAUAAACCAGCCAGAGCUUCCAGAAGGAGAGAUGGAGCCGGAAAUAAUUCUUCUGGACAGGGGUGAAUCUGAUGAUCCAGACAACAGAUACGUGCGCAUAAUGCGAGACCCUAUGCUACUGUUAUUGUUCCUGAUGGGCAGAGCACCACAAAUGAUGGUGCCGGAUGAUGUGGAUGCCAGUGAUUAUGAGUCCCUGUGGCAGCUGGCAGAGGAACUUGGGGAGGUGAAGAGUCGUGGUCUAGGGAACAAGGAGCUGGGAUCCUUACCCUUGAGGCUGUACAAUAAACGAACAAAGGUUUCUGGGGAUGGGGAAAACCAGGCAGAGUGUCGAGUCUGUCUCAAUGGCUACUCCGCCGGGGAAAGUGUCUGCACACUACCCUGUAAGGGCAAACAUGAGUUUCAUAGAAAGUGUGUCAAAGAAUGGCUUAAGCGGAAUGCCUCCUGCCCUAUCUGCCGAUUUGAGUUGAAGAGUUAGCAUCAAGAUAAAGAUUUCAGGGUUGAGGGGAUCACUGUUGUAGUCAACACAGGAUAGUACUUUUUGUUACUAGGUUUGCCAAAAUUUAGAAACACAAUUUUUGAGUGAGUGUUGAAAUUUAACCAGUUGUCUACUGUAUAUAAUGAAAAAGGUGUAAAUUUAUACAAAUACAUGAAACAUGGUUUUUCGUUCAUAAUCUGAUGAUGAAGAUUUCCACAAACUUAAAUUGCCCUCUGUGGUUUGCCAUUUUUCUGUUGUCAAUCCUUAAACAGCUUCUCAAAUUAAUAUGCAUUUAUUAAGGGAGGCAAAUUUCAACUCCGCAUGUUUUUCACAAUUGAAAAUAUGUAUGUCAGUUUUUGUGAUAUAUAUAUAACUAAAGUGUUAUGAUUGUGCAUAUGUCAUACAAUACAUGUAUUUGAUACAAACCAGUUGUACUAUAAGCAAUGAUAUUGUUUCUAUCCAAGAAAACAUAUUUACAUUCUAAUUCUGAAGAGAAUUGUUUAUGGUAUUGUUUAUGAAAAACAGUUAUAUCAUUAGAUAUGGUAUAGCUUUUUAAAACUCACUGACUGACCUAACACUUUGUAAUUGUUAACAACGUAAAGAAUUUGUUUUGCUUUGUUUUAGACUGCAUACAGUUUAAACUUGUGUUUCAUUUGCCUCUGUAUUCAUAAGCCGUUUAAUGUUUUAAAACAUGUAGUAUGUAAAAAAUAUUACAUGUUGUUGUGUUCAUAUAUAUAAUAUAUAGAGUCCAUAUUUAUGUAUAUAUAUAUAUAUAUGACCUAUGUGUUACCUAUACUACAUAUUUUACAUGAAAAUAAUGAAAGAUUCUUGUUUAAAUGUUGGAGUAUUUGGUGAAUUGUUUUUCUCCUUUGUGAUAUCCACAGGAGAUGAACAUAGAUUUGUACAUGUCUGAUAACCUAUGUAAAAUCUCUCUUAAUACACGAACAUAUAGAUUUGUACAUGUCUAUAAUUAUUUACAUAAAACUCUCUCAAUACCUCAGAAUUAUUGUACAAGUAAAAUUUUCUUGAUGAAUACCAUAGAUAUUAUAGUAAAAAAGCUGCAUUUUGAGCAGGCCAUAAAGGUUAAUAUGUUUCCUUAUUACUUUCUACCUCCUAAGUUCUUGUUAGUACUCCUUUCAUUUUCCAAUAAAACUAGAUAAUGAACAACAGUCUCCUUUUUCCAGAUAGCAAUUGCAGCAUCAAGUCCCAAACAGAUCUUUCCUAUAUGUUAAGCCCAAGGGGGCCAAAUAACCUCUGUCUCCUCAGGGCCCGGUUAACUUUACUAAAUAGCAAGAUGAUAUGGUUAGGCUUAUUACCACAUAUACAUCAAGUUUUCUCCUAAUUGCAAUGCUUUUGUAUAGUAGUAGAAUUAUGGCAUUUUAGUUUUCUUGAUUUUAUAGACAGGAAUAAUUAAAGGCCAACAAAAAAUCACUCAACUAAUGCGUGACUGAUAUCACAGAAAAUGUCAGAAUUAAAGGGCAGCUGUUCUAUUAUUGUACUGUUAACAUACAUAUUUUUGUGCUCACAAGUUUUCAGGCAUAACAAAAAUUAACAAAAUAAAGCGGUGAUGAUUAGGUGACCAAUAUUUAGAACAAUAAAUGAAAACAGUCAUAAAAAUGUCAUAAUUUAGCAGAAUAUGCUUUCAGUGCAAAAUUAAAUCCAAUCAAUAAAGUCAUGGCUAUGAUAUGUAUGUUUACAGAAACAAUAUUGAUAAACUUACUGUAAUCCAACACCGAAAUAGGAUCUUUAAAUAUAUACAGUAGGUCCUUACCUCGAUCUGUCUCCAUUCUUUAUCUUUUUUUUGUAAGUUUGUGAUUUAUAGUAGAUUUAGUUUCAUAUUUCAAUACUACAGCAAGUUGGAGACAUAUGUUAUUGACGUUCCUCUUUAUAAACCGUUGUAUAUUUUAUUACGGCUCAUGAUGGUCUUUGGUCUUCGAUCGUAACAGUAAAGGUCAAAUGACAUAAGAGCAUGAAAAGAGAAUUUUAUUAUGGUAUACCUAACAACAGUAUUUAUACUGGAUAAUUGAUUAACAAUUAUAAAGAUAUCAAGAAAGCCCCCAAAAUCUGUACUUUAUACCAGAAGUGUUUGCCUUUGGUGAAUUGAUAUGUAAAAGAUUAUCUAGAAUAUGAAUAUAUACCAUGUCAUACAUGUGGAUAUUCUGUAGAAUCAUAUUGAGGCACAUUUUAUUUCUCAGCUAUUUGUCAUCAAUAAAUAAAACAUGUUGACCAUAAUUCAUGCCUAGUACAAACAUGGGUCUUUGAUAAUACAUUUAGUUUUUUUUUUUUUUUUUUUGGGGGGGGGGGUAUAUUAGUUUGCUAUUUGACUGAUAAAGUGAAACCUGUAUAAUCAGACACCCUUCUAAUCUGAUUCCUUCUUUAUUUCACUCAUCUUGUGUUUACUAUAUGUACUUUAGGUCCACAGACUUGUGAUGAAAACAUCUAACACAAAACCUUUGUAAUUAAGACAUUAUAUAUAUAUUCUUAAUGGUUUCCAACAAAGUGUCAGAUAAGACAGUUGUCAACACGUGUGUUUGAAAUGUCAACAUAUUUGAUACCGACGGAUUAUGGAUAAAGACAUUAACAUUUGAAGUUAGACAAUAGUUAGACAAUUUUAUUGUUUGUGGAUAUUUAUUUAUUUUAUAUCUCUUUAAUGUGAUUUUUUUUAAUGAUUCAUAUUGCUCCUAUUUAUUAUGCGUUCCACGAUCAACUGUAAUUUUUCAAUGUUAUAAUUCUGUUUUUAUUAUCGUCGUUAAUGGAAAACAAAAUAUUCUAUAUAUUUUUUCUACAGCUGUUUGUGAAGUUUACUUUAUGAGUUGAUGUCUGUGAUUGAUUUUUGUUGUUUUUUUAUUCACACAAUACACGGUUUUAUAUGUACAUUGUACCUAUAUUUAUAUAAUAUAUAUAUAGAUAUAUUUAUAGCUGUGCACAAUGGUCUUUGUGUAUAGAGCUGUUACCUAAAAAAUAAACCUAUGUUGCUGUGUUAAAAA
This is a messenger RNA of Pecten maximus, 4328 nucleotides long. Its product is annotated as E3 ubiquitin-protein ligase Praja-1-like. Lineage: Eukaryota; Metazoa; Mollusca; Bivalvia; Pectinida; Pectinidae. The record is from RefSeq and is a predicted model, not a curated record.